AUGUUUGUCACUUUUAUUAUUAUCAGUCUGCUUAUAAAGGAGUCAUUGCUACUUCGAAUAGUAAGGGUAGCAGUUCCUUCGUACAAAGUAAGAGGCCAGCCUGCUCAAUUAGACUGCGAUUAUGAAUUAGGAGGUGACAUAUUAUAUUCGGUCAAGUGGUACAGAGAUAACGAAGAGUUUUAUCGCUACAUGCCCAAAUACGAUCCACCUAAACACGCAUAUAAGUUAGAUGGUAUAAAAGUUGACCUAUCUAAAUCUGACGACCGAAAAGUGCUACUGCACCCUGUGACACUUAAAUCUACUGGGCAGUUCAGAUGCGAGGUAUCAGCAGAAGCCCCUAGUUUUGCUUCUGCAGCUGGUGAAGGCAGAAUGGAAGUUAUAUAUUUGCCACGCGAGGGUCCAAGGAUAACUGGCAACCAACAGGAGAAUAGACGAGGCGAUUCUAUGUUUUUGAAUUGCACAUCGGGUCGGUCUUACCCGGCGGCAGUUCUAAGCUGGGACAUAGACGGCGAAAAGGUAACUGAUCCAGCGCUUCUAGUUGAGUAUCCACCAAUUCAACAUCAGCAUGGCUUAGUGUCAACGGCUUUGGGUCUGCACGUGCCUACAGGGAGAACUAUGCAAGUGAGAUGUACUGCAAGAGUUGCGCCUUCUUGGAGAGAGGGCAGCGAAGCAGUAGUGGGCAACAGUCAACUUGCUGACAGCAAGGAAGCUAUGCUACUUGUGAAAAGUUCAUGCGGAGUGUCUACGUUAAAUAUAAUGUUGUUAACACUUUCCUUCGCCCUACUUCUAAGUUCCUUGAUUCAAUUAGAAACGUGA
Messenger RNA from Parnassius apollo (apollo), 816 nucleotides. The record is from the annotation of a GenBank genome assembly. Lineage: Eukaryota; Metazoa; Arthropoda; Insecta; Lepidoptera; Papilionidae.